AUGUCUUCUGAUAGCAUACCAAGGAAUUUUAACAUCAAUAAUUUAAAACUUACACCAGAGAAACUUGCAGAGUGGAGUAAAAGGUGUACAUCAAACACGUUACCGUUUGCUCAUGCUGUACGCCAGGAGCCUUUUGAACCACCGAGAUCUUCAUCAUUUACUCUAAAAAAUCAUGUCGGAGGAUCCGAAGAAAAGAGUAGCGACAUUGCGAAUUUUGGUCUAAUUAGAAAAGAACAGAAAAUUCAUUGGGAUUUGCGUGAUGACGACAAAAGAAAAAAUCCAAGAAAAAAUACGAAAGCGAUUAAUGAUGAAUGUUCAUUUUCUGAGCCUCAGAGUUCCGACUCUCCACCGGAAUCGUCCCCGGAUGUAGAUCCACUAUCCAAGUUUGAAAAUAUGGACAUUGAUGUUAAUCUUCGAGAUGCAUCAACUGUUGCCGCUGAGAAUGCACCAAAUAAUAAUCGUAAUAACGAUGGCAAUUUAUUUGGCAAUAUUUCAACAGAAGAAAAACCUAGCGAAAAAUCGGAAUAUAGCCUUGGAAAGGACACGGUUACCAUCGAUCAAGAUAUCGUUAUGGAUGAAUCUUACGACAAACCAUCAGUUGCUGCUUCCAUCUUGAAACCCAAGAAAUCAACGUAUGAAGGGAUAUCUCCUCAUCCUCGUUCCGAACGUGAACCAAGAACACAAGAAAACGGCAAACCUUUUCAAGAAAUUGAUCGCAUAUUGGAUGAACUAGAGUCGUUUAUGAAGUCUAUACAAGAAUCGCAGUUUCAUGUGGAUCAAGAGCUCGAUUAUCUUGAAAGAUUAGAACCUUUUGAAGACGAGUUGAGAAGGACGCAUGGGGAAAUAUGUGAUUUAAAAUAUGACUUUGCCAAGCAAAUUUCAAUUGACGCUAUUGAGAAAGUCGAGGAAUGUGUGUACGUGUUUGAAAAG
Molecule: messenger RNA, 930 nt
Organism: Acaulospora colombiana
Lineage: Eukaryota; Fungi; Glomeromycota; Glomeromycetes; Diversisporales; Acaulosporaceae
Source: the annotation of a GenBank genome assembly